Molecule: messenger RNA, 2360 nt
Organism: Condylostylus longicornis
Lineage: Eukaryota; Metazoa; Arthropoda; Insecta; Diptera; Dolichopodidae
Exons: 5
Coding region: 77-2167 (696 amino acids)
Source: RefSeq, a predicted model, not a curated record
UUUUGAAUGAAAACAUUACAAAAGGAAAAAUUUAAACUGGUUAAAAAUUAAAACAAAACCGUAUCUAUACAUAAAAAUGAAAUUUAAUUCAAACGGAUUUAUUUUAUCAUUGAUUAUCUUAUCGAUAUUAUUUGAUUAUGUCAAUUCUCUAAAAUGUUUUCAAUGCGACUCAACAAAAGAAAGGAAUUGCGUUUUAGAUCCAGAAAACUCUGAAGAAAUAAAAACAUGCACACAUUUAUGUGCAAUGUCAGUAGACGGACAAGUAACAUAUCGUGGCUGCUCUGGAGAAAUACCAAGGGGACAAUAUUACACAGAAUGUGGUUCAACUUUAUGUAAUUCUAAAAUUAUUCCAAACGGACGUCUAAAGUGUUUUCAAUGUGAAGGAAAAGAAUGCAUUCAAGAACAAAAUGAUAAAGCUUUGCCUUGUGUAACGUUUUUGGAAGAAGAUUUUUGUUAUACCGACAUUUUAAAUGCUACAUAUGCUCUUAGAGGUUGUAAAUCUGAUAAUAAAACCUUAUCGUCAAAUGCAGUUGAAUGUUCAAGCCGUGCAUGUAAUAAUGAAAAUGGUAUACAAAAACGGGUAUGUUCACAGUGCGAUGAUGAAAAAACAGGAUGUAAACGGUUGUUUCCUAACAAAGAUCCCUUAAAAUGUUUUAUAGAUGAAACUUUAAUAUCUAAUUGCACUGUAGAAUAUCUAUUUGGCCAUCCAAACGAAACUUGUUUUGUAUAUCACCGAUUAAAUAAAGUUGAACGAGGUUGUACAAAAUUACGCCCAGAUAUAUCAAAUGAUAAAGAACAUUUUUUAACGUGUGAUGGUGACAAAUGUAAUAAUAAAUGUUUAAAUGCAACAAAAUGUGUGGCUUGUGAUUCAUCUGAUGAUCCAAAUUGUAAAAAUAAUCCAGUAGAUACAAAAUUAAAGCUUUGUGGUCCAGAAGAAUCCUCGUGUUAUACGAAAAUAGUUAAUCCAAGUAAAGGUAUUAUUAAAAGAGAUUGUGGUGCACCAUUUGAUUUAAAUUACACAAAUCUUUGUCAAGGAGAUGGAUGUAAUAACAGAGAAAUACAAAAAUGUUAUAAUUGUUCAUCAAAAACUGAUCCAAAUUGCUCAAAAUGGGUAAACUCAAAUGGUAUUGUCAAUGAAAUUUGUGAAACAUCCAAUGACGAAUGUUUAAUUGCUAUUACCGCAGAUCAGCAUACCGUAAGGGGUUGUAAAAGUCAAAAUUUAUAUUGUAAUGAAACCGAAGUAAAUACUUGUAAAAGUUGCGCUGGACCAUUAUGCAAUUCUGGAUUAUUUCCUGACACACGUUUAAAAUGUUAUCAAUGUCGGGACAGUGACGUUUGUAAUCGUGAUCAAAGAAGCAAUGGAAUUCCAACAGCUUGUACGAAUUUUACUUCUGAUGAUGAAUGUAUCGAAUUUAUUGAUGAAAAACAAACAAACAUUAUUCGCGGCUGUAAAUCUGAUUUUAGUUUAUUUGAAAUAUGUAAAAAUCAAACGGAUAAAUGCGUUCAAUGUAAUUCUGAAGGAUGUAAUUAUCAUAAAAUUUUUGAAAAACCCAAAUUAUCUUGCUUUACUUGUGAUAGUACCCAAGCGCCAAAAGGCGCAUGUGCGUGGAAACAGAAAAACGAUACACUUACUAAAUGCAAUCAAAAUGUAUAUUUUUAUAAUCAAGAAACUUGCUUUACGCAUAUUAAAGAAAAUGGGGAAACAAUAAGAGGUUGCUCUUUAGAUUUUAAUGUUCCCAAUUUAUGUUCUACUAAAAAUAAUGAAAAUGGUUGUCAAAUUUGUCAUACCGAAGGGUGUAACUAUAUAAAUACAAUAAAUCAAUCAUGUGUACAAUGCAAAAGUAAUAUUACAGGAAUGGAGAAUUGUAAGAAGAAAGCAGAAGGACUUAAACCAACAAUUUGUAAAAAUCCUAAUCAAUAUUUCGAAAAACGUGGAUGUUUCACUAAAGCUAUUUCUAAAGACGUUGUUGAAAGAGGCUGUUCUUUUGACUUAACUGAUGUGGAUUUCGAAGAAUGUUUAAAAGCUGAUAAUAAGAACUGUAAUUACUGUGAAGGCGAUAACUGCAAUAUGUUUGAAGCACCUGAUUUUUUCGGAAGCUCAUCAAAACCCAGCAUAACUGUAUGGCUUCUUUCAUUUAUCAUAGGUGUCGCACUUCAUCUUAAUUAAUUGAUAAUUCUCCCAACAUUUUUAUACAACUAUAUAUAAUUAUAUGCGAAUUAUACAAGUAACAUGAAUGUAUCAUACAUCCAGAAUAACUACAAAAACCAAGCGAGAAAAUUAAAAUUGCAUUUUGGAUUUUAUAAAAUCAGAAACAGUGUCCUGUAGAUCUUUACUUUUUUAAGCGUAUACCUUUUUUUAA